GGUGCAGAAAAGAAAGACUGGCUGUGCUCUUUGGAUUACACAUACCAUUUGGACAUCUGUCUAUAAUUCUUUGGUGAUCCCAACUGAAAAGCUACAUUGUCCUAAAACAAGCAGGUAUGCUCUCUGAGGGAUAUCUUUAUGGAAUUCAGCAAUGGUAUGAGGAUGACAUGAAUACAAUCAGUCAUAACAGGACAACAGAUGCAUCAAAUGAACAAAUGAGUGCUAUGUGCAGUUUAAAUUACGCUUCCAAAUGUGAAACAAGAAGCAGGAGAUUUUUCAGCAAGCUUGCUUUCAAAGGAAGGUGCACCCCUACUGUCCAGUCAAAGAGAAUUUUACCAAAUACAGAACCGGCAAGUGAAUUGGAGCGAGGAAUUGACAACCUGCUGUCUGAAAGGGAAACAUCGCCCUCCUUAGCAAUAACCGACUAUUCAAACCCAAGCAAAGAAGCAUUUUUGGUUCCAUCCUCCUGCAAAGAUAUGUGUACAGACUAUAAUGAUCUGCACAUAGCAGGCGACCAAGUAAGGGCUAUGAACUCUGAACUCAGUGACUUGACUUGCACGCGCAGCUUUGAUUUUUGUGAAGGUCCAUUUUUAGAGUCAUCCCAAAUACCUCCAACUAUGGAAUCAAUAAAUACAGCAAAUGACAUGGCAAAAAAGCCAAGCAAAGGUGACUUUUCUUGUUGGAAAGCAGGCAGUAUUAAGGAUAAAAGUAUUAUGCAACAUCAGCAGCCACUCUCUAACUCCGUGUUAAACGAGUACUUGGAACGCAAGGUUAUUGAACUUUACAAGCAAUACAUAAUGGAUAUGAGCAGCAAUACAACUGGUAUUAUGGCUUCAGAACUUGUUAUGAACAAUGUACAGCAGAUUAGCAUGCAGAUUUCAAGGGAGCAAAAUAUGGAAACUACUAAGGCCAAAGACAUGGUCAUUAGUUUUUUGCUUAGAAUAGCAAGUGAGAAGCAGUCCAAUGUUGUCAGUACCCCAAAUUUACAAAUCUCUUCUGAUGAAGCUUGAAGAUAUUGUGCUCUUGGGGCUCUGACCUCUGGCUUGUUUGAAUGCAUAGCAAAUGGCUGCAACACCCAGCAAGGGGCUAUAGUUGUAAAUGUGACCAGAAUGUGUUUUCAAAUUGAAGGGCCAGUAACACCAACAAAUAAAAAGGUUCUGUAUAUAAAUCGUGAAAAUAAUAAUGAGAAUAAAUACAAUCCAGUUUCUCUUCACUAAUAUAAGCUGCUGUGUAGCUAUAGGGCUGACAAUCAAGUUCCAGUAGAGUUGUAGGGAUCACAUUUGCAUAGUAGAUACGUAACAGAUAAGCUUUUAGAAUAUAAUGGGUUAGUAUUUAAGUGGCAAUUAAAGGUCAAAUACAUCAUUCUUGGAUAUCUUAGAUGCCCCCUUCAAAGCAGUUUAUUUGAAGGCUGGAAAGAUUAGAAUACCUUCAAAAAUUAUCUGCAUUGACUACAAUUCACCAUUGUUCUAGUGAUAAUUUGAAUAGAUUGUUCACCAAUUCUGAAACAUUUGGUUUUCAUUUUUUAUUAUCUGUGUUUUUUACAUUUUUUGAUCAGCACCUCUCAGAUUGCUGAACAAAUAUAUAUACAUGGUGUCCACUUACUAAAGUGCUUAAAAAUCUACAGUUUGUAGAUCCUAUAUAUAGUCUAUAAACUGAUGAAUGACGCUGCUUAUUUUUGUGCACCUUAAAGGGAUACUGUCAUGGGGAAAUUUUUUUUUAAAAAAAUUAAUCAGUUAAUAGUGCUGCUCC
This is a messenger RNA of Xenopus laevis (African clawed frog), 1749 nucleotides long. It is a transcript of the gene tasl.S, whose product is annotated as TLR adaptor interacting with endolysosomal SLC15A4 S homeolog. NCBI's taxonomy places the organism in Eukaryota, Metazoa, Chordata, Amphibia, Anura, Pipidae. The transcript has 2 exons. Gene Ontology annotation, biological process: regulation of toll-like receptor signaling pathway. The record is from RefSeq and is a predicted model, not a curated record. Bases 117 to 1010 code for a protein of 297 amino acids.